Messenger RNA from Cladocopium goreaui, 1506 nucleotides. The record is from the annotation of a GenBank genome assembly. NCBI's taxonomy places the organism in Eukaryota, Dinophyceae, Suessiales, Symbiodiniaceae.
AUGGGUUUGCCCGCUUUGUUCGCUGGAUGUCUAGUAUUCGGCGAUGAGUCUUUGCUGGUGGACGACACUUGCACGAACUCCGAAGAGGGUGACUGCAGUUUGUCUCUGAGACAGCUACGCCUACACAAAGCUCAAGAACAAGCAGAGUCGGUUCAUUCAGAGCCGCAGUCUAUUGAGCCAGUAUCUUUCGUACUUCCCUGCACAGAGCCAAGUGAAUUGGAGGGCGUUCAGCUCUCUGAAAUGAAGGCAGAGGAAGAAAAGGAAGAAAAGGAGCAGGAAGAGAUGGACGAAUUUGCCAAGUAUAGGGGUGAUGAUUGUUUCCAGCAGCAUGUCUACUGGCGAGAAAAGAACAAUGCCAUCACAAUGCCGGGCACCCAUCGGACACGGCAAUCCAGUCCACAGCACUGCCAAGAGCUGUGUGCCAAGAUGACUGGUUGUGGACAUUUCUCUUACUGGAGCGAUGGAGGAUGUCUCCUGACCUCUGGCGGAGCUCAUCCCGUGAAAUACCACGGCGGUGUCCUUUCAGGUGGUCCAAGCUGUGGUUCGACUGCAGAUACCUACAAGGAACCUGCCUAUAAGGGACCAAGUGUCAUGAAAGUUGGUCCUCGAGGUGGUAUGGACCCACCAACUCAUGUGCAGCAGUACAAUGGUGUUGCGUGGCCUACCAUGAAGAUCACUGAUGACAAGGAGCACCACAUUUAUGCUAUUGGCGACUGGGGCGCCUUGAUAGGCACACACCCAGGACAAAUGAUCCAGUACAGAGGAGGACACACUGCUGGCCCUCACACCAUGGCAAGAUGGCGUGGGGCUUGCGACACCGACACCAUGAUGGCCUGUUUUGCUGGGGCGGCCUGCCCGGAUAGUUGUCAUUAUUCGCCGGAGAUCGACUAUAGAGCCCAGGUGAAGGUGGCCGAUGCCUUGAAAAAGAGGGCGCCAGAGACGAAACCCGAUUUUUUCAUCAACGUCGGCGACAACUUCUAUUGGGGCGGAGUCAACACAGACUGUGGCACUCCGAUGAACAAGAUUCACCCGGUCACUGCCCAUCAGUUCAAUGAGAUCUUUGAGCGUGUGUACUUUGGCCCAGGUGUUGAUAGCAAGCCAUGGCUUAGUAUUUUGGGCAACCACGAUUAUGGAGGAUUCCAAUUCAACAAGGGUUGGGACCAGCAGAUUGCCUACACUUGGGCCAGCGACCGAUGGAUUAUGCCAGGUCAGUACUUCAUGCAGCGCGUGGAGUAUCCCGAUUUUUCAGUAGAGGUCUUCAUGCUGGACACAAACAUGAUGGACUCUCAUCCGAAGCAUGCCGAUCCUAGACACAACAUCUGCGGCCAGCAGAACAACCCUCCGGGAGCCAGUUGCUCAGCAACUGGUGGCCCGAAGAACUUAGAUGACUGCUUCAGCUUCAUGUGGGACGUGUGGAGAGCAGAACAGAAAUGGAUCGAGAAGAAACUGAAGAGCUCGACAGCCGAUUGGCAGAUCGCUGCCACCCAUUUCCAGUGCGGGCAUCAG